AUGUAUCUUGUGUGGGAAGAUUUAACUGUUGUAGUUCCAAAUUUUGGGAAUGGACACACUAGGAGAUUGCUUAAUGGGUUGAAUGGAUUUGCUGAACCUAACAGGAUCAUGGCUAUCAUGGGUCCUUCUGGCUCUGGAAAAUCUACGCUUCUUGAUGCUUUAGCAGGUAGACUCUCUAGAAACGUGAUCAUGUCUGGAAAUGUGCUUUUAAAUGGAAAGAAGAGGAGAUUAGAUUACGGGGUUGUAGCUUAUGUGACCCAAGAAGACAUAAUGUUGGGAACACUAACAGUUAGAGAGACAAUAUCUUACUCAGCUAAUCUAAGGCUUCCAUGUACAAUGACCAAAGAAGAGGUAAAUGACAUUGUAGAGGGAACAAUUAUGGAAAUGGGUCUUCAAGAUUGUGCUGAUCGGCUUAUAGGGAAUUGGCAUUUGAGAGGUAUAAGUGGUGGAGAAAAGAAAAGACUAAGCAUAGCAGUUGAAAUUCUAACAAGGCCUUGCCUCUUGUUCCUUGAUGAACCCACAAGUGGUCUUGAUAGUGCCUCAGCAUAUUUUGUAGCCCAAACUUUGAGGAACAUAGCACAUGAUGGGAAGACUGUUAUAUCUUCUAUACAUCAACCAAGUAGUGAGGUUUUUGCACUCUUUGAUGAUCUCUUUCUGCUUUCUGGGGGCCAAACAAUCUACUUUGGAACAGCCGAAAAGGCAGUUGAGUUCUUUGCGAGAGCAGGAUUCCCAUGUCCAAGUAGAAGGAACCCUUCAGAUCAUUUCCUCCGUUGCAUUAAUUCAGACUUUGAUGCGAUCACAACCACUGUGAUGGCCACCCAAAGAAUACAUGUAUAUAUGCCUAACAAUUUGUUUUUUCAAUACCACAGGUUUUAUAGAAUAUCAGUAACGGGAUCGCCAACGGACUUAUCAACUGCAGCAGUCAAAGCAAAACUCAUAGAGAAAUACCGAUGGUCAGAGCAUGCAACCAUUGCAAGAGAAAGAAUAAAAGAAAUCUCAAACAUUGUAGGACAUGAUUUUGAAAGUAAAACCAAAUGCGAAGCCAAAUGGUGGAAGCAACUAUCAACACUGACUCAUAGAUCUUUCGUGAACAUGUCAAGAGAUGUGGGAUAUUACUGGAUAAGGAUAACAAUCUAUGUGGCCUUAUCUUUGUGCGUUGGAACAAUCUUCUUUGAAAUUGGAUCAAGUUAUAGAGCCAUUUUCGCUAGAGGAGCAUGUGGCGCUUUUAUAUCAGGUUUCAUGACAUUCAUGUCCAUAGGAGGCUUCCCAUCUUUCAUAGAAGAAAUGAGGGUCUUUUACAAAGAAAGGCUCAAUGGGUAUUAUGGGGUUGCAGUCUACAUUCUAUCAAAUUUUCUCUCUUCAUUUCCCUUUGUGGCAGUCAUGUCCAUUGCUACGGGAACUAUAACCUAUUAUAUGGUUAAGUUUCGUCCAGAAUUUUCACAUCUUUUGUAUAUCUGUCUUGAUCUUAUUGGUUGCAUUGCGGUUGUGGAGAGUUCUAUGAUGAUAAUAGCUUCACUGGUUCCCAACUUCCUCAUGGGAUUGAUAAUUGGAGCGGGAUAUAUUGGUGUUAUGAUGAUGACAGCUGGCUAUUUCCGUCAGAUCCCUGAUCUUCCCAAAUUCUUCUGGCGUUACCCAAUUUCAUACAUCAAUUAUGGUGCAUGGGGAUUGCAGGGAGCUUACAAGAAUGACAUGAUUGGGAUGGAGUUUGAUUCUUCGGUACCUGGGGGCCCGAAACUGAAAGGAGAAAUAAUCCUCAAAACAAUGCUUGGCAUUCAAGUUGAUAAUUCAAAAUGGUGGGACUUAGCUGCAGUGAUGGUCAUUCUCCUAUCGCUUAGAGUUCUUUUCUUUUUCAUUCUCAAAUUUAAGGAGAGAGUUGCACCUUUCAUUUAUAGUAUCUAUGCCAAACAAACUCUUCAGCGUAUCAAGAAGCGCCCUUCGUUCAGGAAAGCACCAUCUUUCCCUUCCAAGCGGCACCAAUCACUGCAUCCGUUGUCUUCUCAAGAGGGUCUCAACUCCCCUAUUCAUUAG
Abrus precatorius (Indian licorice) is the source of this 2028-nucleotide messenger RNA. RefSeq names its product ABC transporter G family member 15-like. Bases 1 to 2028 code for a protein of 675 amino acids. The transcript is spliced from 9 exons. Gene Ontology annotation, molecular function: ATP binding; ATP hydrolysis activity; ABC-type transporter activity. Gene Ontology annotation, cellular component: membrane. The record is from RefSeq and is a predicted model, not a curated record. Lineage: Eukaryota; Viridiplantae; Streptophyta; Magnoliopsida; Fabales; Fabaceae.